AUGGAGGUUGCAAUCGAGUCGGAGGCCCCGCUGGCCGUGGGCGAGUUUUUCGACGCCCUUGUGCGGGCUCGGCGUGAUGAGGCCCUGCCCGACGACCCGCAGCAGGUGUUCAGCUCCGGGGCGUGCAAGCUGCUGGAGCUGAAGGCGGCGCACCGCCGGCUGUGCGAAAACACGGAUGCGCUUCGGGAGGCGGCCAGCGAGGCCAAGAGCCAGCUCGAUGAUAGCAGCCUGCAGCUGCAGAACCUGCUCUACGAGCGGCAGCACUACGAGAAGGAGAUUGGCAGCUGCCGCGGGUGGCGGUCGGCAUACAGCGACGAGCAGAUUGCGCUGGUGCCGCUGGAGGAGUUUGCGGCGCUGUGCGGCGAGCUGGCGGCAGAGGAGGACCCGCACAAGCUCAUGCUCAACCGGUUGGCCCACGAAGUGUCCUACAGGCGGCAGUUUCUGAAGAAGCUGGAAGGGAUCAAGGCGCAGCGGGACGCCCUGGCGGCAGACGUGGCGCAGAAGCGCAGCACGGUGGCCGGGCUGGAGGGGGAGGUGGGCAAGCUGCUGGCGACGGCACAGGCGGUGCAGCAGCAGUAUGCCAUCACGCCCGCGGAUGGGCCGGCGGCGGCGGCUGCCAACGGCGGCGAGGCGGUGGAGCAAGCGGCGGCGGCGGCGGCGGGGGAUGUGGCGAUGCAGGAUGCUUGA
Molecule: messenger RNA, 687 nt
Organism: Chlorella variabilis
Lineage: Eukaryota; Viridiplantae; Chlorophyta; Trebouxiophyceae; Chlorellales; Chlorellaceae
Exons: 4
Coding region: 1-687 (228 amino acids)
Biological process (GO): positive regulation of DNA-templated transcription, elongation; mRNA export from nucleus
Cellular component (GO): THO complex part of transcription export complex
Molecular function (GO): mRNA binding
Source: RefSeq, a predicted model, not a curated record